CGUGCGGUACUGAACAGAAAACGCUCGUCGUUUUUCCUCCUUUGCUCAGUCUUGAGGCUCACUCGAUCUUUGCAUAGCGCCUGCUUCGCCAAACCUGCACGAUCCCACGGACUCAGUGACCGCUUCAUAUGCAAGAGCACACGAGGAACGCGCACACCUUGCCUGCCUUGAGCAAUUGUAGGAGAGAUCCCGAAAACGUGCUGGGAAAAUGGCAGUGUUAAAUGGCCGCCUCACGAGGUCAAUGCUGUCUUUGCAAGGAUAGCUCCAUCAUCAAGGAAAACAGUCCUAUCAUGGCCACCUCCUGUUCCCAGACUCGAGUUACUAACCUUUUACGUGGAAAGCACAUUUGCUGAAAGAAAGAAAGAGUGUUAAGGCUACCAAUGAAUAUAACCAAAUCAUGUAGUGUAGUUUUAAUCAAAUUGCAGCCUCUUCUUAUCUGUUUAUUUUAAUCUCUCAGAUUAGCACUUGCUUUUGUAAAUGUGUUUUUUUUAGUCUCUGAAUGAGAAGAGUGUGUGUAGUUAGAAGAAAGUUACAGAAGGUUUUAAUAACAACUGAGAGAGAUGGUCCUCCACAUCACCCCUUACUCCAGUUCUUGUCUUUACUUCCUUGAUGGCUUGUCAUGGAGCCUGGUAUUCCCCUGUUACUGGCUCCUGGAUCAGCUCCUGGCCUCCUGCCUGGCCACUUCACUGGAGAAGCGACAGCGCUCUCAGGAUCCAUGCUCCCUCCUAACUUUGUGUGUCCUGAUAAUGGUGCCUCUUUACUUGCUCCUCCUCCUUGCAUCUUUGCCAUUUGCACUUCUGGGCUUCAUCAUCUGGGCUCCGCUGCAGGCCAUCCGUCAACCUUACCUGUACACCUACCACAGACUAGAAAAGCACCAAACUGAGCAAGGCGAGACUGGGACAGGUUUUGUCGGGGUCAGAGACUGGAGACCUCAAGGCAUGACCUUCUGUUUCUGCAGCGCCAACGUUUGCCUGCUGCCUGACUCUCUGGCUAGGUUCAACAACCUUUCAGACACUCAGAGGAGAGCACGGGAAGUGGGUAAAAGGAUCAGAAACGGAGCCUGUCGGCCUCAGAUUAAAAUCUACAUUGACUCGCCAACCAACACUUCCAUCAGUGCAACCUCCUUCAGCAGUCUAGCCACGGGCUUCCGCCGCACCUCCUCCUUGGACCAGCGACCAGACCAGACACACAUUGUAAAUGGCCCGGCAGACAAUGAAAUUGAACCACUCAGCGAGUGUCCUGUCCAUUCAGUGGGUGCUACGGACUGUCCAGCUCAUCCAUCUGCAGGAUUUCAUGGAACCUCUCAAUGUCCCAUUCACUCAGACACAGCAGUGGACUGCCCCCUCCACUCAGGUACAAAAAACACAACAGUGGACUGCCCUCUACACUCAGGAGCAAGAGACCCAACAGUGGAAUGCCCCCUCCACAUGGAUACAGGAGUCACAGCAGUGGAAUGCCCCCUCCACUCAGGUACAAGAGAUACUGCAGUGGACUGCCCUCUCCACAUAGAUGCAGUGGAAUGCCCCCUCCACUCAGGUGAAAAAGAUACGGCAGUGGACUGCCCCCUCCACAAACAAACAGGAGAAACGGCAGAGGAAUGCCCCCUUCACUCUGUUCAGAGUAACAACACUCCAGACUGUCCCUUGCACACAUCGGCACAAACUCCAGAAUGUCCGAUGCACUCACCAGGGGCACAGAUUUGUCUCGGCAAACAUGACUGCCCUGUGCACGGGAAGGAGGCACAGGCUAAUCCCCCAUCUCAGUGUCCACUCCACACCUCAGGUGUUCAAAUCAGCAUCAGUGCCCCAGAGCCAGACCCACAGGAGGAAGAGAAGGAGACAGGUAACCAUCAGUCAAGGGGACUGGCAAGAGGAGACAUGGGCGGCAUGACUGCCUCGAGAGAAUCCCUUUCUAGGUACCAUGGAAGUGAUGGUUGUGGGGUGAUAUCCUCAAACAACACUCUCUCACAUGUGCCUCGCACCUCAAUAUUCAAGCGCCCCGGUAGAAAGCGCCGCCACGGCGAUGAGACUUUCGACCAUGACAUUUCUGCGUUUUUCCCUGCCAACUUGGAUUUCCUUGCCCUUCAGGAAGUGUUUGACCACAGUUCAACAACUCGACUGCGGCAGCAGUUGCAUCGUUACUUCCCCUAUGUGCUGAGCGAUGUCGGGCGGUACGGCUGGAAAGGUUGCUGUUCCAGCUUCAAAUUCCUCAACAGUGGUCUGUUGCUAGCAAGUCGCUACCCAAUCCUGGAUGCACGCUAUGAGUGCUACCCCAAUGGAAGAGGAGAGGAUGCAAUGGCAGCCAAAGGAGCUCUGUUUGCCAAGGUUCAUGUGGGCACCAACCACCAAGAGCAAAGGAUUGUGGGCUACCUCACAAGUACCCACCUCCAUGCCAUAGAAGGUGAUGCUUCUGUGCGAUGUGAACAGCUAGACUUGCUGCUCCAGUGGGGCGCAGAGUUCCGUCAAGCUUCAUCACAUCAUCCCGAAGGGGAGAAAGUUCUCGAAGACAUUGUGGCCUUUGAUGUCCUUCUGGGUGACCUCAACUUUGACAAUUGCUCUUCAGAGGACAAGUUGGAACAACAGCAUGCACUUUUUUCUAUAUACAAGGACCCAUGUCGCCAGGGGCCAGGAGAGGACAAACCAUGGGCUCUGGGUACAUUGCUGGAUCCCAGUGGCCUUUACGACGAUGAGGUCAGUUCACCGGAAAGUUUACAAAAAGUGAUGGAGAACGAAGAAAGCAGAAAGGAGUACCUAGUGUUUCCUCCCAGUAAAAGCCAAUGUCCCUCCAGCAACCAAAAGGGAAGGAACAUUCCGCUGAAGGGCAAUGGACGCCGGAUUGACUACAUCAUGUACAGUGAUGAGGGUCUGCAACAGGACUGGAAAUUGGAAAUUGAGGAGUUCAGCUUUGUUACACAGCUGGCUGGCCUCACGGAUCACCUGCCUGUGGCUAUGCGAUUAGCCGUCUCCACAGGAGAGGAAGAGUCUUAGAUUGUCAGCUGCGUUUAUAAUAAAAAAAAUUUUUUUUAAAUACUGCCAAUGAUGGAUGACGGACGAUGAAGAUAAGCAAAUGAUGUUUUUUAUGGAUUAGGAGUAUUUUGAGAGGGACAAUUUUGUGUGGACAAAUUGUAAUAUAACCCCUUUUGAUAGGGAAUCUAAAAGACAAUUAUGGAGUGAGAGAGUAAUGUGAGUGAGAGUCGGGGCAUUCCACAUACACUUUGCACACUUAUACGCGUAACUGCCAUGUGAGUGUCUGAAAUCAUCUGGCCUCUCUGCUGCUCACCUUGUGGACAAUUUAUAACUUUUUGCACUCCCACGAUGAAUACAUUGUUUCAAGUAGAUUGUUAGUUAUAAAGAAAUUUCCACAUUCCAAGAUGUUGUUGCCAUUUUGGAUUCUGGGUGCACUCAUUCAUUGAUAUCAUCGUGACUGAAACACCAUGAAGUGAUAGUGCUCACUAAUCUUGGUCCGCUCGAUCUUUUUUAGUGGAUUUCAUUGCUCCUUGGCUGUUGCACAACAGCUCCACAAAGUUUUAAAAUUUGCUUGAAGACUCGUUAAGAAAUGAGGCUGGUUUAAAGGAAAUAAGAGUUAUGCCUACCGCUGUUAAAUGUAUUUCUACUAUGUCCACAUGUGUCAUUGAGUCACGCAAGUGUCCCACAAGGUCUGUUCAGUUUUCGGACCUUACUUGUCUUUCACCUCAACAAGUGUCUUCUUUAACAACAAAGAUAACUAAAUAACUAAGGUAGUGUGAUUUCUACUGUUUUGUAGAGGGUUAAAAUGCUUAUUUAAUACAAUAUAAAUACUUUUUUUUUUUUUUUUUUUUUUACUAAACAUAUAUAAAGUAGGGGUGUAACGGUAAUACAAGUCAUGGUUCGGAACGUACCUUGGUACGGAGGUCACGGUUUGGUACAACAGGAAAAACAAAAAGCCUUUUUUAAAUCAGAGCAUUUGACAAUUAAAGCAUAGACUUCAUAAUGUAUUGACCAGACAUGAGGCGCGGGGCCAAUUCAUAGGGGGCCUUUCUCCGUUAUAGCUGACCGAAUGCAAACACAGACAAAGCUUUUUCCGCUGAGAAUUCUUGUGAAUAAAUGCUUAAAUCCCUGAAUUCUUGAUAGAUAUGGACGUAAAAAGAGUCUCGAUUCUUGGUUAAAAGCACAACAACAACAAAAACGUGCAGUUAGCAUUUAUUUUACGUAAAUAUUGCAAACUCUGCUGUUAGUCAGUAAGCAAAUUAGAGGUCGCCAUAUCAAAAAGAUUUUUCUGUUGAAAAUUCUUGUGAUUGAAUGCUUAAAUCCCUGAAUUCUUUAUUAAAAGCAAAAUAAAUGUGCAGUUAGCAUUUAUUUUACGUAAAUAUUUUUAAUAUGUUGCUCGUCAGUAAGCAAAUUAGCGGCCGCCAUAUCACAGACAAAGAGCUUUUUCCGUAGAUAAUUCUUGUGAAGAAAUGCUUAAAUCCCUGAAUUCUUUAUAGCUAUGGACGGGAAACAGUACCGAUUCUUGGUUAAAAGCAAAAAAAAAAAAAAACGUGCAGUUAGCAUUUAUUUUAUGUAAAUAUUGCGAACUAUGCUGAUAGUCAGUUAGCAAAUUAGCGGCCGCCAUAUCACGGACAAAGAGCUUUUUCCGUUGCAAAUUCUUGUGAAUGAAUGAAAGAAUACAGGGAUUUAGGCAAAGAUAUGGACGUAAAACAGUCUCGAUUCCCGUUUAAAAGCAAAAAAAAACCGUGCAGUUUGCAUUUAUUUUAUGUAAAUAAUCCAAACUAUGCUGCUAGUCAGUCAGCAAAUUGGUGGCCGCCAUAUGUAAACAGAGGUUUUUCCGUUAAAAAUUCUUGUGAAUAAAUGCUUAAAUCCCUAUAUUCUUUAUAAAUAUGGAAGUAAAACAGUCUCGAUUCUUGGUUAAAAGAAAAAAACGUGCAGUUAGCAUUUCUUUUACGUAAAUAUAGCAAACUAUGAUGCUAGUUGGUAAGCAAAUUUGCGUCCGUAAACGAAGAGCUUUUUCCGUUAAAUUCUUGUGAAUAAAUGCUUAAAUCCCUGAAUUCUUUAUAGAUAUGGACGUUAAACUGUCUCGAUUAUGUAUAAUGCCAAUGCUGUAGCUGCCAAUUUCUCCCAUUGAUAUUUACCACGUUUCAAAAUGCAUGCAUGGUACGAAAAAUAUAAUAAUUACCUUGAAUCCUCAAACAAAUCACUCCUGAAACAAUCCUUCUUGUUUGUAUGCAGUACAGCUUUUGUACAUUUUCAGCCUAAAUCUGGCAUUAGAUCGCUGCGUGUGACCGACUGCUAAUAAAUAAAGCGGAGUGUGGGACGGCCUCUUUCGGGAAGGUGUGACGCAGUGAAUGGGGAAUGUGUCAUGUCAACACAUUAUGAAGUCAAUGGUUAAUUUGUUCAAUUGGCAAAAAAUUAAUAUCAGUUGUUUUUAAAGUGCAAAAUAAAUAAAAGAAAACAUCAUUUGUGUGAAUGUGUUUUUAUUGCUAUAACAUUCUUUAAUUCACUGUUUAUGUGCAAAAACUGACAGCAAGCCCCUUUUUUUAGGGAUCCACUGAGGUAACAGUUAAAGUCAGGUCGCACUAGCCAGUUGACAACCUUGGUAACUUAAAAAAAAAAAAAAAACUAUCAUUUUCAAUGUUCAUUACACACAGUUAACUGUAAACCAUUACCACUAAACAUACACUCCCACAUAAGAUAUAUUUUUAUAUUGGCUAAAUAAAGUGCAAAUAGUUCCAAAACUGAAAAAGCAUCUCUUGAAUUUGUUUCAAUGACUUCAGCCUCAGGCUGGAGCAAAAUAAACAAUUCGUGAUUUGAAAAUAUAAAAUACUCUUCAAAAAUGGUAAGGAAAACUGCAUUUGAUAGUUCUCACUCUGUACAUUUGCCAUAACUUUCCUACUGGUUAAUUUAUCAUCAUUUUCCAUUAACCAUGUUGUUUUAGGCAUAUACUUCUCAACAAGGGCGUAGGUUUGGUCUCAACAUUGGUAUGUACACAUACAGUGCUGGCCAAAAGCAUUGGCACCCCUGCAAUUCUGUCAGAUAAUGCUCAAUUU
This is a messenger RNA of Corythoichthys intestinalis (scribbled pipefish), 6022 nucleotides long. RefSeq names its product sphingomyelin phosphodiesterase 3 (gene smpd3). Gene Ontology annotation, biological process: sphingomyelin metabolic process. Gene Ontology annotation, cellular component: cytoplasm; extracellular region. Bases 561 to 2987 code for a protein of 808 amino acids. The transcript is spliced from 10 exons. The record is from RefSeq and is a predicted model, not a curated record. NCBI's taxonomy places the organism in Eukaryota, Metazoa, Chordata, Actinopteri, Syngnathiformes, Syngnathidae. Gene Ontology annotation, molecular function: sphingomyelin phosphodiesterase activity.